Molecule: messenger RNA, 543 nt
Organism: Anoplopoma fimbria (sablefish)
Lineage: Eukaryota; Metazoa; Chordata; Actinopteri; Perciformes; Anoplopomatidae
Product: troponin I, slow skeletal muscle-like
Exons: 5
Biological process (GO): muscle contraction
Cellular component (GO): troponin complex
Source: RefSeq, a predicted model, not a curated record
AUGUGUGAAUUAUAGAAAAAAUCAAAGAUCUCCUCCUCUCGAAGGCUGGGGUUGAAGAUUAGACUUUUGACAGUUGCUGCUCAGAUGCUGCAGGAGGAGACAGAGCAGAAAAUUAAGGAGAGAGAAGAUGCUCUGGCAGCACGAGUUCCUCCUCUUAAUGUGUCUGGUCUGUCUUUGCAAGACCUUCAGGAUCUUUGUAAAGACUUGCACCACAAGAUUGAUGUUGUAGAUGAGGAGUGGUAUGAUAUCGGCCUCAAGGUGUCCAAAAACGAAAAAGAGAUAGAAAACAUGAACCUGAAGAUCAUUGAGAUACAGAGUAAGUUCAAGAAGCCGACCCUGAAGAGAGUGAAGAUCUCAGCUGAGGCCAUGCUGAGCGUUCUGCUGGGCUCCAAACACAAGGAGUCCAUCGACUUCAAGGCCAACCUCAAAACGGUCAAGAAGGAAGAGGAGAAGAAAGAGGAAGUCACCGAUUGGCGUAAGAACGUGGAGGCCAUGUCUGGUAUGGAGGGCAGGAAGAAGCUGUUUGACGCCUCCGGCAACUAA